Sphaerodactylus townsendi is the source of this 2588-nucleotide messenger RNA. RefSeq names its product protocadherin alpha-3-like. The transcript has a single exon. Lineage: Eukaryota; Metazoa; Chordata; Lepidosauria; Squamata; Sphaerodactylidae. Bases 124 to 2529 code for a protein of 801 amino acids. Gene Ontology annotation, biological process: homophilic cell-cell adhesion. Gene Ontology annotation, molecular function: calcium ion binding. Gene Ontology annotation, cellular component: plasma membrane. The record is from RefSeq and is a predicted model, not a curated record.
UAGGGAUCACAGACACAAGAUGCAAACCCAGUGGAAUCCAUUCAACUGACCUCAAACACAUCGAUGCCGAUGAGUUCCUUGGAUUCUUCAUUCCCUUAAAUUGAUGAAGAAGGCAAGACAUUGAUGCCACUGGAUUGGGGGGCUGCCAUGCUUUCUUGGCAGGCAGAUUCUAUAAAAGGUUUCCUGCUGCAUCUGGUUCUCCUCUCUACAGCCUGGGAAACGGGGAGUGGCCAGCUCCAAUAUUCCAUCUCUGAGGAAUCCCAGCAUGGCACUUUUGUGGGCCGCAUCGCCCAGGAUCUGGGGCUGGAGGUGAGUGAGCUGGUGCCUCGCAUGUUCCGGUUGGUUUCGAAAGACCGCAAGGAUUACUUAGAGGUAAAUGUGCAGAACGGGAUUUUGUUUGUGAAUUCCAGGAUAGACAGGGAGGAGCUGUGUGCUGCAAGUGUUGUGUGCAUGAUCCAUCUGGAGGCGCUGGUGGACAAACCCCUGAGAGUCUUCCAUGUGGAAGUGGAGAUUUUAGACAUAAAUGACAAUGCCCCCGUUUUCCCUCUAAUAGAGAAGCAUUUUGCUAUUGCAGAGUCGAGCAUCCGUGAUGCGCAGUUUCCGCUAGAGGGAGCCUCCGAUGCAGAUACCAAUGCAAACUCUUUGCUCACCUAUAAACUUAGCCCAAAUGCACAUUUUACUCUAGCAGUUACGGAAAAUUAUGAACACAGUGCAUCAUUAUUCCUUGUUCUGAAGAAACCUCUAGACAGAGAAGAAAGCACUGUCCACCAUUUAUUACUCACAGCCACUGAUGGAGGCCAGCCACAGCUCACAGGGACAGUCCAACUGGUGAUCAAAGUUUUGGAUGCAAAUGAUAACCCUCCUGCAUUUAAUCAGUCAAUUUACAAAGUGCAGUUAUUUGAAAACUCAGAUAGUGGAUUAUUAGCAAUUAGUCUGAAUGUUACCGACUUAGAUGAGGGAGCAAAUAAGGAGGUUUCAUAUAUAUCCAGCAGUUUUUCUCCUCCAAACGGGAAAGAAAAAUUUGUCCUUGAUCAAGAGACUGGGGAGAUUCAUGUGAAAGGAAGCAUAGAUUUCGAAGACAGGAAUUUCUAUGAAAUCCAAGUUGAGGCAAAGGAUAAGGGGAAUCCUCCACUAUCUGGGCAUUGCAAAGUUCUGAUUGAGGUGUUGGAUGUGAAUGACAAUGCGCCGGAAGUGACCGUGUCAUCCUUGUCAGUCCCGGUGCCUGAGAACUCUUCCCCGGGGACAGUGGUGGCCCUCAUCAGUAUCUCAGACAGGGACUCUGGGGCCAAUGGGCAAGUGACCUGCUCACUGUGGCCCCCUGGGCUCCCCUUCAAGCUGACGUCCACCUUCAAGAAUUACUACUCACUCGUACUGGCGGAGCCACUGGACCGUGAGCAGGUGGCCGAGUAUAGUUUGGUGUUGAUUGCCCAAGACCAGGGCGACCCCCCACUGACAGCCAGCAGCAGCGUGGUUGUGCCGAUCAGUGAUAUGAACGACAACGCCCCCACUUUUGCACAGCCCUCCUACACAGUCUUUGUGAGGGAGAACAACCCCCCUGGUGCUCACAUCUUCACGGUGUCUGCUUCGGACCCAGAUGUGGCCGAGAACGCCUUGGUCAGCUACUGGCUGGAUGAGAAGCUCUGGCCACUGUCGAGCUACAUCUCGGUGCACUCGGAGAGUGGGAAGCUGUAUGCCCUGCAGCCCUUGGAUUACGAGGAGCUGAAGCUGCUGGAGUUCCAGGUGAGGGCCAAGGAUGCUGGGCUGCCCUCCUUGUGUGGCAAUGUGACCGUGCAAGUGUUUGUGUUGGACGAGAAUGACAACGCACCUGCAGUGUCUGGCCUAGCAGAGGAUACCCCCAUUCAGGUGAAGGUUCCUGUUGCAGCUGGACACUUGGUGGGCAAGAUCCAUGCUCUGGAUGGUGACUCUGGCUACAAUGCCUGGCUUCGGUAUGAGCUGUAUGAUGCAUCCAGUGGCCCAUGGCGGGUGGGGCUCUACAGUGGUGAGAUCAGUACCACUCGUGCUCUGGAUGAGUCAGAGGGCAGCAACAUCCAGAGUCUGCUGGUUCUGGUGAAGGAUCAUGGCAAGCCGGUACUGUCAACCACAGCCACGUUCAGUGUGUCAUUGGUGGCCAGUGCCCAGGCUGUCCAGAGUGAUGCUCACCUCUCUAGGAUGGGAGGGAGCAGAAAGCCCCUGGCAGACACAGCCAAUCUCUACCUGAUCAUCGCCAUCUGCUCCGUGUCCAGCUUGUUCCUUCUGGUGAUCCUCGUGUACGUGGCGCUGCGAUGCCAGAGCGAGGAGAAGGAGGCAAUGAUGUACGGCCCUGGCACGGCCACGCUGGUGUGUGCCAGUGAAGUGGGCAGCUGGUCGUAUUCCAAUCGGCACAGCCACAUCCUGGCCGGGGUGAGUGGGGAGGCUGGAGCCAAAAGUGACCUCAUGGUCUUCAGCCCCAACAUUCCUGUCUUGGCAGAGAACGGGAAGGAACUCGUCCCAAAUGCUGUUGGGCAGGUGAGUUGCAGCAAUUCAUUCUAGCACAUUUGCCAUGUUUGGGUAUAUUGUAUAAUUGUUUGUUUUUUGCACAAAAUAGAGAA